AUGAGCCCGGUGGAUUUUACCUCUCUGUCGCUAUGGGCACGAGACACGGCCAGUGAUAUUUCAUCAGUCCCCGAUACCUUUUCCAGUUGGGACAAGUGUAUGGAGAAAUCCUACUGCAAAUGGCCUGUUGUCGCUGCAAUUAUCGUGGGAGGAGUGAUCGUCCUCUCCGUUGUCGCCUGUGUCGCUAAUUGCCUAUGCUGCGGUAUUCGCUGCUGCACCGGCUGCUGUGGAUGCUUCUGUCCGUCUCCGCGAACAAAGAGGAAUAAAUACCAGGAUGAUCCGUAUUCCCGACAGCCUCCGCCGAUGGUACCCCCAAAUCAUGGGUACCAAAACCCUCAAUUUCAGGCUCCCCAGGCUCCGCCCAUGUAUCGUGGGCCGCAGCAGGUGGCUCGUUUCGACGCGCCACCUAGUCCUGGGGUUUCGAAGGGGAACGAAGACGCAUUGCCUGCCAUGCCUAGUUGGGACAAAGCCGUGACUAGAAGAAUUGAAGAUCCCAAUCCUCAUUCAGACGUGGUGGAAAUGGAGCCAUUGAACCUGAUGGAUCCUGGACCGCAUCGGACUCCUUCAGCGUCGCGGCUCAACGGAGUUGGUGGUUACAUGGGCCCUCCCCCGAUCCGAACAGGAACAUCAAACGGUGUUCGCGCCAAUCCACAACCAUAUGAGCAUCCCCAAAACCCAUAUGAUUAUCGGUCCCAUGAAGCCGGCCGCAACCCCGGUCUUCCGUAUGAUCAGCCUUACCGAGACUAUUCUCCUGGAAAUACCAUGUAUUCUAUGUCGCCACCUCCGAAUGCUCACGCGCCUCACCAGCAGCAGUACGGCGCUGCCAUCUCUCCUUCUACGGAGAUGAACCGACCGAUCCCGUACCGUCAGCUAUCUCCGGGAAUUAGCUACACCCAGACUCAGCCUCCAAGCUACCGGGGAAUGUUCCCGGGAGUUCCUUCAUCCCCUCCUCCUCCGUUCUCCACGCAUUCCAAUUACGAACCCUACGAACCUCACGACCAGGGCCGGCCCCCUAGUAUUUUGCAGAGCGGGCGCAGGCCUGUUCCUAACUCGUACAGAGACGUCUAA
Messenger RNA from Aspergillus ochraceoroseus IBT 24754, 1068 nucleotides. RefSeq lists its product as uncharacterized. The transcript is spliced from 2 exons. Gene Ontology annotation, cellular component: plasma membrane; cellular bud neck. Lineage: Eukaryota; Fungi; Ascomycota; Eurotiomycetes; Eurotiales; Aspergillaceae. The record is from RefSeq and is a predicted model, not a curated record. The coding region runs from base 1 to 1068 and encodes 355 amino acids.